Sclerotinia borealis F-4128 is the source of this 381-nucleotide messenger RNA. The record is from the annotation of a GenBank genome assembly. Lineage: Eukaryota; Fungi; Ascomycota; Leotiomycetes; Helotiales; Sclerotiniaceae.
AUGGCAAUUAUAUCUUCGAAGGAGAAUGAAUACACUUGCCAAGAUAUAGAGCAUUUGUGUAGCGAAGACAUAGAAGAUCUUCGUUUUGAGUGUGAAGAGUUGAAAGAUAUUUGUAAGAGUCUGGCUCGGUUGAAUGCUGAUGAUGCCGAUGCGACUGCUGACUGCGAGGGGUUGGUUGAUAUUGGUAUAUAUUUGAUCGAAGCAGAUGCAGCACGCGGACUACCUGGAACGAUGGUGACAUCGACUGCUGGAUCGGAGUCUGCUGAUGACGUGAAGGAAAACCACUAUUCAAAAGAGGAUGUUGAAGCAUGGGCCGCAAGCUUAGAUGCAAUACUUCAGGGAGAGGAUGGCAAAGGUCACGAAAAGUAUUAUGAAUAUUAA